AUGGCCAACAACUCGGAGCCCAAGCCCUCGGCUGAAAAGGCCACCCACACCACUGUCGAACAUGACGAUCAAGUCGAAGCUCCCAUCAAGCCAAGUGAGAUUGUUGAAGAUGCCGUCGCCAAGGGCCAGGUCACCUCUGGCUACGAGACACUGACCAACUGGCAAACCGUGAAGAAGUUCAAGCUCGUCAGCCUGAUCUGUUUCUUGGCCGCCUUCAGUGCUGCUACUGACGGAUACCAAGUCGCCAUGAGCGCCAGUAUCAUUGCCAACAAGGGCUUCGUUCGAGAAUUCGCCACCAAAGUCGAUGCCGAAGGUAAACAGUAUCUCGACGCUCCCAUCAUUAGCGCCUGGGGUGCUUGUAUGAGCGUUGGCCAAAUCAUCGGCCAGACGACUGUGUCUUUCAUCAAUGCUAGGUUUGGCCGAAAGGUUGGCCUGUACUGGCUCUGGUUCGUCCUCCUUACAAGCGUGCUGGCCGAGACAUUGGCCAGGAACUGGGGAGUGUGGCUGGUGGCAAAGAUGCUGGCCGGAUACGGGGUCGGCUGUCUCCAGGCGACUGUGCUCGGAUACAUCAGCGAAGUCGCCCCUGUUCGGAUUCGAGGUGGUCUCCUGAUGUGUUAUAGCUUCUGGUGGACUCUUGGAUCCUUCCUCACUCACGUCGCUCUUCAACGCAUGAGCAAGCUUCAUCCCUACAACUGGCUCACCCCUAUCUACACACAGUGGGGUCAAAUCGGCCUCAUGUUCAUUAUCUACCUCAUCCUUCCAGAGUCUCCGGCUUGGCUUGCUACUGUCGGGCGAGAGGAACAGGCCAAGAAGGUUCUUACUUGGCUCCAUCGCGGCGUCGAGGAUUACGAUGUGGACCACCAGUAUCACCUCCUCGAACUAGCCAUCGAGCAUGAGCGAACUGUUGCUGCAGAGCAGCGCAGGGAGAGUUGGACUUCUAUCUUCCGCGGAACUGACGGCCGUCGGACCCUGACUGCCCUGUGGACUAUUAUGACACAGCAGUUUACUGGUCUUGCGCUCUUUGGCACCUUCGGUACCUACUUCUUCCAACAGGCCGGCCUGGCAGAUCCCUUCUCCAUCAAGGCCAUCACUACGUCUCUCCAGAUCGUCACGGUCGUCGCCGCAGUCUUCCUGGUUGAUUGGCUUGGCCGACGUCUGAUGGCUUGUCUCGCGACAACCAUGAUGUGGGUGACAUGUCUUGUUGUCGGCAUCCUUGGAGUUGCCCCUCAAGUUGGAGCUACUACGUAUAUCUUUGUCCUGUUCACAUGUUUCUGGAACAUUGGUAUUGCUGCCAACGGUGCCGCUGGCUGGGGCUUUGUUGGCGAGAUAUCUUCGCAGCGCCUUCGCCCUUACACAUCGGGCUUUGCCGCAUCAGCCAACUCCCUCGGAGGACUCAUCAUGUCCGUUCUCACACCAUAUAUGGUGAAUGCCAAUAAGUGGAACUGGGGUUUCAAAACUGGCUUCUUCUACGCUGGCAUUGGCCUUCCAUUCGUUGUCGGAAUGUGGUUCUUGAUCCCUGAAGUCGCUGGUCGAUCGGCUGCCGAAUUAGACGAACUGUUUGAACGAAAGGUCAAGCCCUGGCGAUUCCACAAGACCGAGACGGCAACCCAGCGCCUGGUCAAGUACGAACAAGACCAGUGA
Fusarium keratoplasticum is the source of this 1641-nucleotide messenger RNA. Its product is annotated as MFS domain-containing protein. Gene Ontology annotation, cellular component: membrane. Lineage: Eukaryota; Fungi; Ascomycota; Sordariomycetes; Hypocreales; Nectriaceae. The transcript has 4 exons. Gene Ontology annotation, biological process: carbohydrate transport; transmembrane transport. Bases 1 to 1641 code for a protein of 546 amino acids. Gene Ontology annotation, molecular function: carbohydrate:proton symporter activity. The record is from RefSeq and is a predicted model, not a curated record.